AUGGGACCUCCGCAACCCGAUCUCAGUUCCAGUCGGAAUGCCAACGCGUCCGCUGAUUCCUCUAACGAUGAAUCAGCCACUUCGUCCCCGGGUGUCAAGAGUCCCAUGGACUCUCCUCUCCAUGAAAGCUCCAACGCACUAGAUCAGCCUACAGAGGAUAUUUUGCCCAGAGAUCAGCAGCAGAAAACAGCCACCUAUGACUAUGCCUAUGAGAAGUCAAUGAGUCACGCCGAGGCAAGACUCUUCUAUCAACAUCAUCAGCUAGCCGCGCGGAACGACACCACCCUACCUUUGAGCCCAGUGGCCCCAGCCCGCUCAGCAGUCGAAUCACACCCCGAAGAGCCACCGGCUAGCAUUACGGAUCUGAUGAAUACUCAAGGCCAGCUCUCUCGCGAGGGAUCUAUGGUCCUUGAAUCCGAACCCUCGGCACUCCGCCUGCAAUCCGCCAGUGAGCCUGGUCCUUCUGCGUCUCAUUACCUUGAAGAUGACCAGGAUGAGGCGAACGAUUCUGCCCGAAACCAGGCGGCGCUUCUGGGUGCUGUCCAUGGGCAGGGACCAUACUCGGCGGCGGACACUCUACAAAGCGCCGGGGUGGGGAUCGGAGGCCCGCAGGUUGCUAGCGGAUUUGCGUCUAGCGGUGAUGCUGUGACGUCUGAGCUGAAUGUUAUCUAUUGCAAAAUCAAGAAAUUACUUGAUCGGCGAUCCCAGUACAUGGAUCUUUCUUUGCAGGCACCCGGAAAUGAUCCUAAGGACCAACCGGACUGGCAGAUCUAUCCUCCGCCUCCAGAACCAGCGUGGGAUGAUGGCAAAGAAUAUCAACCCGGUAGCCUCGGUGGCCCUUCUGACCUUGCAGGAAAGAAGAGGAAAAUGGGCCAGGACAUUGGGGAGGAUUUUGACAUGGAAGAAUUGAUGCCUCUGCCCAAAGAGUCGCCCUGGACAUAUAGGCUGGAUGGCAACAGCGUAUAUCAGGUCUUUGAUUCCGAGGCUUCUGCUGAGCAGCAGACACCUAUUGUUCGGAUCCCCUCGUUGCGCGAUUUCUAUAUGGAUCUGGACGCCGUUGUGGAUGUGUCGACCGACGGACCUGCUAAAAGCUUUGCGUUUAAGCGGUUGUCGUACUUGGAGGGCAAAUUCCAAUUGUAUACGUUGCUCAAUGAAUACCAGGAGAUGGCUGACAGCAAGAAGGUCCCUCACAGGGACUUCUAUAACGUGCGCAAAGUGGACACACAUGUUCACCAUUCGGCAUGCAUGAACCAGAAACAUCUUCUUCGCUUCAUCAAGAGCAAGAUGAGAAAGUCUCCGGACGAAGUUGUCCUUUUCCGAGACGGAAAACAUCUGACCUUAAGGGAGGUCUUUGAGAGUAUCAACUUGACUGCUUAUGACCUGAGCAUUGAUACUCUGGAUAUGCACGCACACACCGACUCCUUCCACCGAUUUGACAAAUUCAACUUGAAAUAUAAUCCGGUUGGAGAAUCCCGACUGCGUGAAAUUUUCCUCAAAACAGACAAUUACAUCAAAGGUCGCUACCUCGCAGAGAUUACCAAGGAAGUAAUCUCAGACUUGGAGUCUAGCAAAUACCAAAUGGUGGAAUGGCGUAUCUCGAUCUACGGUCGUUCCCUUCAGGAAUGGGACAAGCUUGCGGCCUGGGUAGUGGACAAUAAGUUGUUCUCGCCUAAUGUUCGCUGGCUCAUUCAGGUGCCUCGUCUCUAUGAUGUCUACAAAGCAAGCGGCAUGAUGGAGAACUUUGAACAAGUCAUCACCAAUGUCUUCCAGCCCCUGUUUGAAGUGACCAAAGAUCCUUCUAGUCAUCCAAAACUCCACAUCUUCCUUCAGCGAGUGGUUGGAUUCGACAGUGUGGAUGACGAAAGCAAACCCGAGCGCCGGCUGUACAGAAAGUAUCCCAUUCCCCGGGAGUGGAGCACCAAGCAGAAUCCGCCUUACACUUACUGGCUAUACUUCAUGUUCGCCAAUAUCGCCUCCCUCAACAACUGGAGGAAACGCCGAGGAUUCAACACCUUUGUUCUACGCCCUCAUUGCGGAGAGGCAGGCGAUCCGGAUCAUCUGGCUGUCGGCUUCCUCUGCUGCCACAGCAUCAGUCAUGGUAUCUUGCUGCGCAAGGUACCUCUACUGCAAUACCUUUACUAUCUGGAUCAGAUCGGCAUUGCCAUGUCACCACUCAGUAACAACGCUUUGUUCCUCACAUACGAUAAGAACCCCUGCGCUACCUUCUUCAAGCGAGGACUCAAUGUGUCUUUGUCCACCGAUGAUCCAUUGCAGUUUGCAUUCACAAAGGAGCCUCUCAUUGAGGAAUAUUCAGUCGCCGCACAGAUCUACAAAUUCAGCGCAGUCGACAUGUGCGAACUGGCAAAACAUUCUGUUGACCAAAGUGGAUUUGAGCUCUCCCUUAAAGAAAGAUGGCUCGGCUCGAAUUGUUCCAUGCCUGGAGUCUCUGGCAAUAAUGUUGCAAAGAGCAAUGUACCAGAUAUUCGUGAGGCAUUCCGGCACGAGACUUUGCUCGGAGAGUUGUCCUUGAUCGAGCGAUAUUCCGAAGGCAAUGUGACCGGGGAGCAGAAGAGCUUGGCCCCAAGCCCACCAGGGGCAGCGGUGCCCUCGAAUCAUGAUCACCAUACAUCUAACCUCGAGUCCCAAUCUGAGCUGAGUUCAAGUGCAGCUGACACUACAGAUGCCUUACCCAGCGAGACCCAUGGUACCAAUCAGAUGGCUACCUCCCCUUCGACGCCAUCGACGUACCUAGCUCGAUCACCUCGCCUUGGGACGGGUGAAUUCUCGUCGCCCGGCGGCAACCCUGCCCUCGGAACAGGGGUUGGGGGACCAGACGGUCUGCCAGAGCAGAAGAUUUUCCCGGGCAUCGUUCACGAGAGGGUGCGAAAGGGAAAUAUGCAAUAG
Penicillium mononematosum is the source of this 2904-nucleotide messenger RNA. RefSeq lists its product as uncharacterized. Lineage: Eukaryota; Fungi; Ascomycota; Eurotiomycetes; Eurotiales; Aspergillaceae. The record is from RefSeq and is a predicted model, not a curated record. Gene Ontology annotation, biological process: IMP salvage; AMP metabolic process. The transcript has 4 exons. Gene Ontology annotation, cellular component: cytosol. Gene Ontology annotation, molecular function: AMP deaminase activity. The coding region runs from base 1 to 2904 and encodes 967 amino acids.